UUCGGUUCCGACUCGGGCCCGAACAAUCAACGCACACAACAGAGGCAUGGCGUCCUUCAGCAAGAGGCACAAGUGACAGACAUGUACCUUUCCGCACUUCAGUGUUUAUAUAAGUCGUAAUCUUUUAACGUAUUUGUGGAAAUAUAGAUAGAAAUGGCGACGAGGAGCGUGUGUCGAGUUCUCCAGCGACGUUUUGCGUCCGCAGCAGCAGCCGUGCGUCCACCAGCCGCCGAAGUCCGCAGCCAGCGUAACGCCGUCUUCUCCCGAGAGCAGGCCCGGCAGAGAGCUCUGUACCCCCGUGUAGAGAAGAUAGAGGUGACCAUGCUGGGCCCGGGGCUGGACGGCACUCUGCUCGUCAUGAACAGAGGGAUGUCCACGCCGUUCAGCUGUGCAAGACAUCUGACAGAACAUCAUGUGACCAACUCUGUGAUGGCGCUGGUGGACGGCGAACCCUGGCCUCUCCAUCAGCCGCUCACCGAGUCCUGCUCCCUAACUCUGCUCACGUUCAAAGACAGUGACCCGACGCUCGUCAACCAGGCAUACUGGCAAUCCUGCGCUGCCUUGCUGGGUCAGGUUCUUGAGACGGCGUUCAAGGACGACUUCACCGUGGAGCUGCUCAGCCCGCCAGAGGUGCCAGUUACUUCAGGAGCUUUCUGCUGUGACGCUGUGCUCGACCCUCAGCUGGACUCGUGGACUCCCUCUGAGGAGUCGUUGCGGUCUCUGACCCGAGGAGCCCUGCAGCUGAUCCACCAGGACCUGGCCUGGGAGCCCCUGGUGGUGACUCCCUCUGUGGCGCUGGAGGUCUUCUCACACAGCAGGUGUAAACAGGAGCAGGUGGAUCAGAAGGCAGCAGACAGUCCCAGAGGCUCAGUGAUGCUCUACAGAUGUGGGGACCACGUCCUGCUGAGUGGGGGCCCCUUAGUGGCCAGAACAGGCCUGUGCUCUCAGUACGAGGUGACGGCCGUCCACAGCUUGGGGCAGGGACCCUGGGGCCUCCACCGCCGAGUUCAGGGCCUCUCCCUGCCUCUGCAGAUGCAGGCUCACCACACAGUCUGGAGGAAGCUGAGGCAGCGGGCAGAGAAACUGGUCGAGGUGCCAAAGACUGAAGAAGCGAGUCCACCCUCUCCUCCUGACUCGACCCCAGCUCCAACCGGCCACUGAAGUCCUCUGUGUAACCCUCCACACACACAUGCACACUCUGACAUGUACCAGGAUGAAUCAAUAAAUCUGUAAAAAUAUGACACAAACACUCACUUAUCUCUUUUCUUUUUAAGAGCGUGCUUUCAUUGACACCUUUUAGUACUUUUUAGCGUCUCUUUGUUUUGUAAGAGAACAUUAUCUCUCCUCUGAGGCUGCCGAGGUUAAUAACUGUUCAUCUGAAUGUGGGCGUGUAGGAGUGAGAGUGAAAAUGGAAACUUGUACAUGCUCCCCUGUGUGUCAGCAGUUUUCUUAACAACAAAAGCAGAGUGUGUGUCCGCGUGUGUGUGUCUGCGUGUGUGUGUGUGUCUGCGUGUGUGUGCUGGCUGAAGGUCAGGCAGCGGUGCAGCUGUUGUGUCUGUCACUCGUCAAACAGGUGGCCCCCUCGAUCCUCAGAGUGUGUUUCGGAGGAGUGUGAGAAAGUGUGAGGAUCGGAGGCCACGAGGCGGGUUUCUUUUGACUUUCUCUUCCUCAGGAUUCUCGGCGUUUUCACACAUUAGACACAAACUCCUCGCCACCGCCGCCGGAGAGUGCCCUUUUCUCAUCCGACAAAGCCCCUGACCCUGUCAUCACUGCUGAGAUGCUGUGGAGCUAAAAAUGUAUGCGGCGUCCUUUAAUAGAAGACAUGACGAUGUGUUUCUAAUACAACUUCUCUCCCGUUAAUCUAAAAUGGGCCACCAAAGUCAACACAAGCCAAAAGUUACUAACAGCAGCUUUAAGAUGUUCUGCAGCAUUCUCCAGAAGGUUCCCCCUCUUCUCCCGUUACAGUCACGACCAACAAACACAAGGUGGAGGUCCGCGAAUUCUCAGAUGCGGUGCUCUCCUGCACGUUCCGCACAGAGCGAGACCAGAACCCGCGCAUCGAGUGGAAGAAGAAGGGGAAAGAUGUUUCCUUUGUCUACUUUGAUGGACACUUCAAAGGUCCCUUUGAGGGCCGCGCUUCCAUUGAGGGGGCCACAGUCACGCUAAAAAAGGUGACCCAGGAAGACGCUGGGGAGUACCGGUGUGAGAUCAGCGCUCCUCUUGACCAUGUCAACCUGGGCGAGACCAAUGUCACGCUCAAAGUCCUGGUUCCCCCACAAACCCCGUCCUGUGAAAUCCCCAGUGGAGCGGUGACAGGCUCAGUGGUGCAGUUGCGCUGUAGGGACCAUCAGAGCAUCCCACCUGCCACUUACUCCUGGUACAAGGACAGCCAGGCAAUCAGCCCGCCACGACACCCCAACGCCACCUACCUAAUCAACGCACACACAGGGAUACUGGAGUUCAAAUCUGUAGCCAAAGAGGACACCGGUCUAUACAGCUGCCGGGCUGCCAACGGAGUGGGACCAGCAAAGACGUGCGAGGGGAAGCAUAUGACGAUAGAGGAUGUCAACGUCUCGGCCGUGGUGGCAGCGGUCGUGGUCGUCUGCCUCGUCAUCAUCAUCUGCGGCUGCGGGGGAUUCCUCUUACACCGUAACGGGUUCUUCAGCCCAGGACACAGAGGAAGGUCCAAUGUCAACUACAUCCCUCCGCCCCAAGAAUCCCAGGAUUUCAAACACACCCAGUCAUUCAUGCUCUGAGAAGCUGGCCAUCCUGUGAGAACACAUCACCCUCAUGAAAAGGUGCCAACACUGGAUACUCUGCUUUCCUUCUCCUCUUUUGGACUCUGAACGAGCUUCCGAUCUUCCAAGAUUUGCUGAAAUCAAUCUUCCUCUCUUUUUUGGGAUCAGUUCUGACGAGCAAAAGUCGCAAGGCUUCUUUUUUACUCUCCUGCUUUGCCGUGUGUUUGUCAUUUUCUGCUCUUGCGGGAUUAACUUUGGUUUGACGGCCCUCUGCUUCCCCCUGGCGGUCAGAUGUCCAAACUCCAGUUGAUCAUUUGAGGGAGCAGUAGAGCCGUUACAGACUUUGUUUUCCCCCUCUGCAGGCUAAUCCUCGUACUACCUUUGUUUUUUUUUUUGUUUACCAAAGACUGAAUGUUUCAUUUAAGGGAUUUAUUUGCUUUGAAAUCAUCACAAGAGUUCUUAAAGCCAUGUUUUCAAUCUCAAACAUAAAUGCAGUUUACCUCAGCUUCUGCCACAUGCCAAUGUUUUGUCUUCUGUAACACUGAGGCCCCAGCUUCUCACGGUGCCACACAGGAUCCUCUUUGAUCUUAGUAAUAACCUGGAGCAGACCAAGACAACAGGAAGCCAAUUCUAUACUGAGACCAACCCCCUUCAUCCUAAUGUGCCUGCAUGGUCUUUUUAUAUUAUACAGUAUAAAUAUAUACCUUGUGCCUUUUUAAGUUGUCUGUCAUAUUUAUCUAUGAAUCGAUCACAGUUUUUUGUAAAGAACUUGCCUUACUUUUUUCUGUCUUUAUAUUUUUGUGCCACUGUUUGUCAUUGUUUUUCAAAACGGAGUGUCUGUUUUUCGACGGUGUGCGAAUGGAUUGUUCAGAGUUUUAUUUGAAUGGUGUAUCAGUAAUAAAAGUUUUUCUAUUCAA
Molecule: messenger RNA, 3655 nt
Organism: Notolabrus celidotus (New Zealand spotty)
Lineage: Eukaryota; Metazoa; Chordata; Actinopteri; Labriformes; Labridae
Product: 39S ribosomal protein L39, mitochondrial-like
Exons: 21
Coding region: 154-1161 (335 amino acids)
Biological process (GO): leukocyte tethering or rolling
Cellular component (GO): tight junction; mitochondrion; protein complex involved in cell adhesion
Molecular function (GO): RNA binding; nucleotide binding
Source: RefSeq, a predicted model, not a curated record